This is a messenger RNA of Cannabis sativa, 1204 nucleotides long. RefSeq names its product expansin-A8. Lineage: Eukaryota; Viridiplantae; Streptophyta; Magnoliopsida; Rosales; Cannabaceae. The record is from RefSeq and is a predicted model, not a curated record. Gene Ontology annotation, cellular component: extracellular region. Gene Ontology annotation, biological process: plant-type cell wall organization. The transcript is spliced from 3 exons. Bases 134 to 901 code for a protein of 255 amino acids.
UGGCUACACAUACAUACGUACCUCACUCUCUCUUUAAAAAUUUCCUCUAUAAAUAGAGGCUUCCCUAGUUUUACUUCUAAAUAUCUUAAAAGAGAAAAAAAAAACAGCAAAAGAAAACUCUCUUCUCUCAACAAUGGCAAUUACUCAAGCAUUUUAUUCCAUGGCCUUAUUGCCUAUUCUUCUUUUAAUCACACUACACAUUCAAGCCACCGCCGCCGAUUACGGCGGCUGGCAGAACGGUCACGCCACCUUCUACGGCGGAGGGGAUGCCUCUGGCACAAUGGGAGGGGCUUGUGGGUACGGUAACUUGUACAGCCAAGGUUACGGGACCCAAACAGCAGCACUAAGCACAGCUCUGUUCAACAAUGGAUUGAGCUGUGGUGCUUGUUAUGAAAUGAAGUGUAACAAUGACCCUAGGUGGUGCCUCCCCGGAACCAUAACGGUCACCGCCACCAACUUCUGUCCCCCGAAUUUUGCUCUCUCCAACGACAACGGUGGCUGGUGUAAUCCUCCUCUUCAACACUUCGACUUGGCCGAGCCUGCUUUCCUUAAAAUUGCUCAGUACCGCGCUGGAAUUGUUCCCGUUGCAUUUAGAAGGGUGCCAUGUGUGAAGAAAGGAGGAGUAAGAUUCACGAUCAACGGUCAUUCUUACUUCAACUUGGUUUUGAUCACCAACGUCGGCGGUGCAGGGGAUGUCCAUGCGGUCUCAAUUAAGGGCUCGAAAACUGGGUGGCAAGCCAUGUCCAGAAACUGGGGCCAGAAUUGGCAAAGCAAUAACUACCUCAACGGUCAGGCUCUCUCCUUUCAAGUUACCACCAGUGAUGGUAGAACGGUCACAGCUUAUAACGUGGCACCCUCUGGUUGGCAGUUUGGUCAGACUUUCCAAGGCCCUCAGUUUUAAUUAUAUUAGCCUCAUUGGCUUUAUAUAAUUAACAAAAAUUUAGAAAAAAAGAAAAAAGAAAAAUUGUAUAUCUAAAAUAAUUAUUUAUAUAAUGUAUGAACUUAUAUUUUGAUUCCAUAAUAUAAGAGUACUUUGGCUAAAGACUGUGGUGGCUAAAUAGCACCCGUUAUGCCCUUUUGUUUUAGAAUUUGUGAGAAGUGUUAAAUUUUUUUACCUGAUUUGGGUAAAUUUAUAUCGAACUUCUCUCUUGUAACAUUUGAUGAUUUGUAAUAACAACACAAUACAAAUCUAUAUUUCUUAAAA